Monoraphidium neglectum is the source of this 2490-nucleotide messenger RNA. RefSeq lists its product as hypothetical. Gene Ontology annotation, biological process: regulation of DNA-templated transcription; nucleolar large rRNA transcription by RNA polymerase I; RNA polymerase I preinitiation complex assembly. The record is from RefSeq and is a predicted model, not a curated record. Gene Ontology annotation, molecular function: DNA-binding transcription factor activity; RNA polymerase I core promoter sequence-specific DNA binding. Bases 1 to 2490 code for a protein of 829 amino acids. The transcript has 12 exons. Lineage: Eukaryota; Viridiplantae; Chlorophyta; Chlorophyceae; Sphaeropleales; Selenastraceae. Gene Ontology annotation, cellular component: RNA polymerase I core factor complex; RNA polymerase transcription factor SL1 complex.
AUGGCGGCAAACUUCUGCUAUGUGUGCUACAGCACCGAGCUGUCCAACAGGGACGGCGUACUGGUCUGCGACGCCUGCGGCACGCAAGCCCAGGGAGCGAUAGAGGAGCAGGAGUAUCAGCAGGGCAUAGACGAUGGCAAGGCAAAGAAGAGGAUCAAGGCGACCACCACGCAGGCCACCGUGGCGGCGACCGCCAACGUGGAAAUCCAGGAGCGCCGCGCGAAGGAGGACCUGCGGGCCGCGGCGCUCUCGUACUGCUUCGCGCUGCAGCGCCUGCUGCAGGUCGAGUCGGUGAUGCGGCAGGUGUGGCUGGCGCUGCUGCCCAGGACAGGCAUCCUGGAGCCUGAUUACUUCCGCCGCCCAAAGCGCCCCGGGCCAGACGCCGCCGGUGGGGGCGAUAGCGACGGCGGCGGCGGCGGCGGCGGCGGCGCGGGAGCGACCCCAGCGGCCGGCCGCCAGCACGGCAGCACAUCAGCUGCCACAAACGACGCAAUGACAGCGGCCGCCUCGGCUCAGGCCGCCCGGCCGAUGCGGCUGCGCGCCGCCCUGUGGCGCCACUUGUCGCCGCAGGCGACCCUGCGUGUCGCCUUCUUGGCAUGCCACCUGAUGCGCGAGGCGGUGACGCCCGCUGACAUCAUUGCUUGGGCGGCGGUCGGGCAGCUGCCGUUUUUCGAGCUCCCGGCCUUCGCGGCUGAUGCGGGAACGGCGGCCGCAGGCGCGGCCAACAAGUCGGCAGGGGGGUCCGCUGUGGCGCUCGCGCCGCUGCCGGCGUUGUGCGUGACGCCGCAGAUUUGGGACACUCCCUCGCGCCUCGCGUCCCACGCGCGCGCGCUCGCGUCCGCGCUCGGCCUGCAGCUGCCGCCGGUCAACGGCGAGGCGCUGCUGCGGCGCGCGGCGCUGGAGCUGGGCGUGCCGCCCGCCGUUUGCGGCUGCGCGCAGCAGCUGCUGCGGGUGCACCUGGUCGGCCGGGCGGCGCUCGAGCUGCCGCGCGGCCGGCUGAAGGCGGGGGCCGGCGGGGAGCGGGCGGCGGACGCCGCGAGCCCGUACGCGGCAGUGAUGGCGUGGUUGCUGGUGGCUGCCAAAGUCAUGUACGGGAUCGGAGCCACCAGCGGAAGCCGAGGAAGCGGAAAUUGGCCCGCAGAGGGGUCACCAGGGGCGUGUGCGGCCACGUCUGCGCUGCCCGGCGCGCCGCCGCCGCCGCCGUCGUGGACGCACUGGGCGGCGGCGGCGCUACGGCGGAUGGAGCUGGCCAGGGGGGGCAUCCCGGGGUCGCCUGCUCAGGCAGGCGCCCUGGAGGGCGCCGAUGCUGAUGCGUACCUGCGGCUCUGCCUGCGGGUCAUGUUCGCGCAACGGCCGGGCGCCGGCACGGGCCGCAGGGCGGGGGCCGGCGGCGCGGCGGCGGGCGGCCCGGCGCUGGCGGGCGGCGGCGGCGGGGAUGGGGAGGGGGGCCUGUCGGAGUUCCGGCAGCUGUUCCUUGGGCUUUGGGAGGAUGCGGCGGAGGAGGGCGAGGAGGGCGAAGAGGAGCAUGAAGAGGACGAGGGCGAAGAUGGGGACAGGGGCCGCCGCGCCGCUCGGCGGCGAGAGGGGGACCCGGGUGCAGGCGCAGGGAUGGAGGACGGCGGCGGCCUGGCGUCGCCGGCGGCGGGGGCGGCGCCAGAGGGCGAGCGCGCUGGCGGGGCUGGCGCGCCGCCGGGCGCAUUUGCUGCCGCCAGCAGCCUCGGGCGCGCGCACCCGGACUACGCGGCUCUGCUGGCCGCGUGCGCGGCCUGCGCGCGCGUUCCCCCGGUCGCGUUGCACCGUGCAGUGGUGAAAGCAGAGGCCGUGGUGAUUGCAGCCGAGUCGGCGGCGCUGCUGGCGCGAGAAUCUGGCGAAGCGCUGGGCGGGUGGGCGCCAGCGGCGGGCGCGCUGCAGCCGCUGCUCGCGGUGAACGGAGGCAGCAACCUCGCAGAGCAGCUGCUUAUGCUGGCGCAGCUGCAGGAGCAGCAGCAACAGCAGCAGCAGCUGUCGAUGGGAGCGGAGGAGCUGAUGCAGGCCGCGCUCCUGGCGCACGGCGCAGGCGGCGCGGCAGGAGACAGCAGGCAGCGCCGCGCCUCGGACGCGGACUACGCGCCUAUGGACGACGGCAGCAGCGGCGCGUCGCCCGACCCCGAGGGCACCAGCAGCGGCGCGCCCCCCGGGCGCUCCGGCCGCCGCGGGGGCUCGGGCAAGGGCGAGCAUGUGGAGCAGAUGCGCUCGAAGCUCGACCGCUUCAAAGAGAAGAACCGGCUGGCGCAGCAGCGCUUCCGCGCUCGCCAGAAGGCCACGAUGGAGGACCUGAAAGCCCGCCAAGUCCACUUGGAUGACCAGCUCAAGCGGCAGCGCAGCCAGCUUGCGGCGCUGCAGAAGGAGAACGGUUUCCUGCGCACCAUGCUGCGGGAACAGCAGGGUGAGGGGGCCGCCCCGGGCGCAGGCCCCGCGGCCGCGACGGACGCAUGCAGCGCCGCCACCUGA